Scheffersomyces coipomensis is the source of this 793-nucleotide messenger RNA. RefSeq names its product mitochondrial pyruvate carrier. The transcript has a single exon. The record is from RefSeq and is a predicted model, not a curated record. NCBI's taxonomy places the organism in Eukaryota, Fungi, Ascomycota, Pichiomycetes, Serinales, Debaryomycetaceae. Bases 236 to 664 code for a protein of 142 amino acids. Gene Ontology annotation, cellular component: mitochondrial inner membrane. Gene Ontology annotation, molecular function: pyruvate transmembrane transporter activity. Gene Ontology annotation, biological process: pyruvate import into mitochondria.
GGAGGAGGAGAGUUCGGGAAUGUUAAAUUUCUAUCACGUCAAAAUUAAUUCUUGACUUGUUUGACCUUAUACAUAUCAUAUAGAUUGAACCCAUUUAUUAGUAAUUAUCCAUACUAUCUUCACUUCUUCAUAGAUAUCAUAUUAUAUCAUAUCAUAGAAUAACCAUAAUAUAUUCAUAAACACUGUUUAUUCAUCUAUCUAUCAAUCUCCCAUACCCAAUCAAAUCACAUACAUCAUGGCUUCAUCUGCUCAACAUACUUCAAGAUUUGCAAGAUUUUUAAAUUCUGAAACUGGUCCAAGAACCGUUCAUUUCUGGGCUCCUGUUUUAAAAUGGUCAUUAGUGGUUGCAGGUUUCAAUGAUUUACAAAGACCAGUUGAAAAAUUAAGUGGUACUCAACAAUUAGCUUUAUUUGCUACUGGUGCUAUAUGGACAAGAUGGGCAGGAUUUGUUAUACAACCAAGAAAUGGGUUAUUGGCUAGUGUUAAUUUCUUCUUAGGUGGGGUUGCAGGUUAUCAAUUAUAUAGAAUUAUUGAUUAUAGAAAAGCUUUAGGUGAUUCAAAUAGUCAAGUGUUUAGUUAUAUCUUACAUGGUGAUGGAUCAGAUGCUGCUAAUGCUGCUUUAGCUGCAAAUCCUCCAAGAGUUGAACAAGUAUCUGAACAUUAGUAUUUGUAUGUAUGUAUUUAUAUGAUAUAUGUUUAAUAGUACAAGUUUUUUAGAUUAAAAGUUCAUCACCAUCGGAAUCUAUAUCGGAUGGUUUGGUAGAUGAUAUUUGUGAUGGAGCAAGUGUAUCUU